AUGCAUCCAUCGACUGCAAUUCACGAUCUAUCUUUACCCUCGACUACUCAUCAACCAAAACCAAUUGAAAUUCCUCUCGUUCAGCCGGGCCGCGUGCGACUUGUGAUGCGAAAUCGGUAUAUUUCUCGACUUCCCGGUGCUGUUAACUCACCAACACCGAGUCCAACAAGGCUCAAGAUGAUUGCAAUGCAACAGCACCAAGAGAAAAAUGUUCCCAGCUUUGUUCGCCGACCC
Messenger RNA from Mesorhabditis belari, 234 nucleotides. The record is from the annotation of a GenBank genome assembly. NCBI's taxonomy places the organism in Eukaryota, Metazoa, Nematoda, Chromadorea, Rhabditida, Rhabditidae.